Molecule: messenger RNA, 585 nt
Organism: Aspergillus wentii DTO 134E9
Lineage: Eukaryota; Fungi; Ascomycota; Eurotiomycetes; Eurotiales; Aspergillaceae
Product: mitochondrial 54S ribosomal protein bL17m
Exons: 2
Coding region: 1-585 (194 amino acids)
Biological process (GO): translation
Cellular component (GO): mitochondrial large ribosomal subunit; ribosome
Molecular function (GO): structural constituent of ribosome
Source: RefSeq, a predicted model, not a curated record
AUGGCCGGUGGUGCAACCAAGUUCCGUCAUCUCAGCCGCAAGUCAUCACACCGUCAGGCUUUGCUCAGGAAUCUGGUCACAUCCCUUUUCGAACAUGAGUCGAUUACAACGACAUGGGCCAAGGCCAAGGAGGCUCAGCGACUGGCUGAUAAGUUGAUUACCUUGGGAAAGAAGAACACGGAAGCAAGCAGGAGACAAGCGCUUUCGACUUUCUAUACACCCCACGAGCUCCUCCCUAAACUAUUCGGUUCUCUUCGCCAGCGCUACGCUGAAAGACCAGGUGGCUACACACGAGUAUUGCGCGUCGAGCCCAAGAAAGACGACCAGGCUGCCAGUGCCAUUUUGGAACUUGUCGACGGCCCCAAGGAUAUGCGAUUUGCCAUGACAGCUCGCACAGUUGCGCGACAACGCUCACAAGGAUUCGACACCCUCAAUGAAAUUACGACCAUGAAUGUCAACAAAGUGACGAAAUUUCGAAAGGGCGGCGUCGAGGCACUGGAAGAAGCUAUUAAGCGGUUAGAACUGGAUGCAAAGAAGGCACCAACUCCCAAGAACGGAGCAGAGGGGGCGGAAGCAAAACAAUAA